AUGUCAGAGUUCUUUUACCAGCCAUCUCCAAAUCUUCCCAACAUUAUGACAAUCAAUUUUCGACCUCCAAAGCCAAAAAAGAUCCUAAAGCCUGCACUUUUGCCAAUUGAUCGCUCUGAGUCCAGCUUUAAAAAUAUUCAAAAAACAAUUAUUAAAAGAAAUCAAUCAGAAUCAUUUCUUCGAAAACCUAUAAAAAUCGUGCACUUAGAGUCCAUCUCAAUAGACGAGUCUUCUCCUCUACAAGAACCCAAAAAACUAUCACAAAGUUUCGCUUAUCCAAGCUAUAAAACUAAAGAAAUAAAUACUUCUUUUCAAGAAUCCAAUAGUCAUGAGCCAAAACAAAUGCUACUUGACUUGGUCGCCCAAGAAAAAGAAACAUUAAAAGUCCUUGAAAAUCGAUGCCAUAUCCUAGGGGAAAUACAAAAAAUUGUGGAAACAAGUUCUGUGUUUACAGAGCGUGACGGUGAAAAAAUCAUGAAAUUAAUUCAAGAAAUCAGUGUAACUAUUCUAGAUGCAUCAAACAGAGAAAUCGAGCUAGGGCUAAAAAACCGUGAAUUGGAACAGAAGAAGCUACAGCUUUCUUUAAUUUCUCAAAAAUACGAAGUUUUGCAGAAAAGGGCUCUAAAUUCUGAAAGCGAGUUAAAAGAUCUGAGAGGGAAAAUCAAAAAUUUAAAUAAAGAAAAUGCAAAGCAAGCAAAAGUGAUUAUGACAGAAAAACAAAAAUUUUAUCGUAAAUUUUAAAUAGAAAUUGCAGGGAAAUUGCAAACAUUAGAAGAAGGAUUUUGGGCUAUGACUGGAGAUGUGAAAAUACAAAGCGAAGAUGCGUGUGGAAAGCUAAAAUCUGCUAUAAAUGCACUGAUAAAAGAUGGCCACGAGCAUAGGAAAGAAAUAGGUGAGCUGUAAGAUUUAUUUAGAAAAAAAGAAAAAGAAAUGCUUGAACAAACUAUUAAAAGACUGUCAAGGAAAAUUUCAAGGCUUACUGCCAAAAUAAAUGAAAAUAAAAUCAGAAAUUCCGAAUAUGAAAAACUCAAUGAAGCAGGGGCUAAGUAUUAUUCUGGGUCGUAUUCAAGAGAAAUAAAUCAGCCAAGAACUUUACCAUUUAGAAUAAACUCUUUAACAGGCGACAAUUAUAGUUUCAUGAAUGAAAUAAUCGAGCAUGGCAUACAAGCUCUGCCUCAAUUCAUCAAAGAUCCUGCUUCUUUGCCUUAUUUAGAAAUUUUGGUAGAAAAAUUGUUAAAUCUAAACGAAUUUGUUGAACAAUUUGGACUCUUGAAGAAAACUUUAUCAGUACUUAUUUCUAAUGAAAGCUUGCCAGCUUUAAUAGAAACCGCUGGAAAAGAAACUGCAGAGCUGCUUAACUCAGAAAGGUGCCACUACUGGCUUUAUGAAAAAAACACCCACGAAAUCUGGACAAUUGACUCUCACAGUAAAGAAUAUCGCUUUUCUGCUGACACUGAUUUAUUUACUUUAUUUAAAGAAAAUAAAAAUUUUGUAAAUUCUUAUUCAAAAGAAUUUGAAACAAAUUAUUCUCCCGAAAUUCAAAAAGAAAUGGGCUACAAAACAAACUCAUUACUAGCUUAUCCUAUAUUUAAAGAUAAAGAAAACCUGAUAGGAAUAUUAGAAAUAGUUAACCACCAUCAACGAGUAUUUGAGCAUGAUGACGAAUAUUUAGCUGAAAUGAUCAUCCCUAUUUUAUCUGCUUUAACUUUACAAAUAUGCUCAAUGCAGCUAGAAACAAUGAUAAACAAAAUUAAAAAUAAUCUCAUCAAAUGUGGGGUCGAGCUGAUUAAAAGUAAAAAUUUAUGCGAUUUUUUAGAAGUCUCACUCCCCCCCUCCGUGAGUGAAAAAAACCAUUAGAAAAAUCGCUAUUUUUUGCCCAAAAAUCCACCCUCCGUGAGUUAACAAAAAAUUUUUUAAUAGAAAAAUGUUUUAUGGAAAAAAAUUUUGAUAUAUAAAUGAUAAUUAGUAUAAUGAAAUCUAGAGCUAAUUCUGUUUAAUUUUAAACGAAUUGCUUUUUAAAACAUAAAUUUUAUAAAUUAAAUUAAUAAUUUGCUUUCCAAUUUUUUGCGAAUUAGAUUUUUUUAAAUUUCGAAAAAAAAUAUUUUUUAUAAAAUUUAUAUUUAAAUUUUUUUAAAAAAAAAAAAAUUAACCCCCCUCCGUGAGUGAACAAAAUUUUUUUGUUCACUCACGGAGGGGGGGGGGAGUCAGAAAAGUGGCUAUGCAAAAUUUUUUCUGUGUCGACUGCAAGGGUUUGUAUUAGAUUGGAAAAUUGCAUUGUGAGGUCUGAUAAUGGAGAAAGAAUUACUAUGAGCUUAAAUACUGGUAUUUGUGGAUGUGUUUUUGAAAAAAAAGUAAAGGAAUACGUGGUGAACCCUUAUAAUGAUUUAAGGUUUAAUAUACUCUCGGAUAUUCAUGCUUCGUUUCCUAUGAAUUUUAUACCAAUAUUAGGAGAUGUUAAUACAAUUGCUGUAUUUCAAAUCCCAGAAAAGAUAAAAGUAUCAAGGCUCGACAGUUUGAUGGAAUUUGAUUCAGAAUUGAGUUCUCCUUUAUCUUUAUUUUCACAGCUAUUCACUGAGGCACUUACAGAUAUUCUUCAUAAGGAAAAUAGUUAA
Messenger RNA from Blepharisma stoltei, 2612 nucleotides. Lineage: Eukaryota; Ciliophora; Heterotrichea; Heterotrichida; Blepharismidae. The record is from the annotation of a GenBank genome assembly.